Messenger RNA from Scheffersomyces coipomensis, 2388 nucleotides. Its product is annotated as alpha-mannosyltransferase. The transcript is spliced from 2 exons. NCBI's taxonomy places the organism in Eukaryota, Fungi, Ascomycota, Pichiomycetes, Serinales, Debaryomycetaceae. Gene Ontology annotation, cellular component: Golgi apparatus. Gene Ontology annotation, biological process: protein O-linked glycosylation. The coding region runs from base 1 to 2388 and encodes 795 amino acids. The record is from RefSeq and is a predicted model, not a curated record. Gene Ontology annotation, molecular function: alpha-1,3-mannosyltransferase activity.
AUGAAGCAAAUAUUCAGAACAAAGUUUAAACUUAUCCACUAUUGUGGUGUAAUGUUGGCUCUUAUCAUCAUUAACAUUUGGAUCUAUAACUAUUCUUCAUCUACUCCUUCUACUUUACAAUCUCAAUUCAAAUAUAGUCAUCAAGGUGGCGCUGAUAGUAUUUAUCAACUUUCUCAUAAUGAAGAUUUAAUUCCUGAAGAAAUUGUUGAUAAACAACUUAUUGAACAAUUCCCCUUUGAAUUAUUACAUAAACAAUUUGAAGUUAAAGAUAUAAAACAACAAUAUGAUGCUCAUGCCACCAUUUAUGAUCUUAUUUUCAAAAAUCACGAACCAUUAUCAGUAUUUGCCAAUCUUGAUUUUAAUCAAAGAUGCCAAUUAUAUUUCUACAAUUUAUAUACCAAUGAUCAUAAUUGGGUUAUCAACCCUACUGAAAAAUUAGAUCUUGAAAAUGUUAAUAAUUUCGAGUUUAUUGAUUACAGUGAAUCUCAAAGGGAUGAUUUAAAAAAACAAUUUAUUGAAAAAAAUGAAUUAGGAAUUGAAGUUGAUGAUUUAGAAGAAACUCAAGAAUUUGAAGAAUUUGUAAAUAAAAAAUAUUCUGAAUUUUGGGAAAGAAAUCAAAUCGUUGAACAAACUGUGGUGGAUUAUAUUUCCCAUCUUAGAAUCUUUAAUAAAUGUUUCAUUGCCAACAAUGAAUUAAAAGGUACCAAACCAGUCAAAAAAUUUAUUGCAGAUCAAAAGGCUCUUAUUCAAGAUUGGGUGAAGGUUCAAAAAACUGACUUGAAAAAUAAAGAUCCUAAAUUAGCCAAAAAAGUAACUAAAAUCCCUGAAUUUAAAUUAACUCAUGCAGAAAGUUUGAUUGAUUUUGAUUCAUUCAGAAAUUGUGCUGUUUUAGAAUCAAGAGUUUAUCCUUGGUUAUCAUUUGAUUAUCCAGUUUAUGAAAGAUGGACUGGUGAUGUUGUAUUAAAACCUCCAAAGAUGAGUAAUUAUUUAAAACCAAAUACUGCUGCUUCUAAAACCACAAAAUCUUCCGCCUCUCAAAUGCAUGAUGGUUCUUGUUUCUUGGAAAAAUUUAAACGUGAAACUAAUGGUAAAGGUAUUACUUUAUCAAUUUCAGAUCUGCAUGUUCCUGAUACAAUUAGAUUGAUUCAUUUAUUAAGAGCUCUUAAUAAUAAAUUACCAAUUCAAAUUGUUUAUUACGAAAAUUUAUCCGCUGAUUCCAAGAAAAGAUUAGUAACUGCCGCAAGAGAACAAAUAAGUCUGUUACCAGCUUCAUUUAGAAAAGUGGCUCAUUUAUUCCCAUCUGAUUAUUUAGAUAAAAAUGAUCAUGGAUUACCUAAACAAGAAAUUUGGUUUGUUAAUGUUUAUAAUGUUAUUAAGGAAGAUUAUCGUAAAAGAUUUGAAAAAUUCGGUAAUAAAUUCUUAGCUACUGUUUUCAAUUCAUUUGAUGAAUUUAUCUUAUUAGAUGCAGAUUCAGUAAUGGUUCAAUCACCUGAAUUUUUCUUUGAUUUAGAAGGUUAUAAACAAAAUGGAGCUUAUUUCUUUAAAGAUAGAACAGCUUCAACUACUCGUAAAGUAAGUGAUGGUACUUUCUUUAAAAAGAUAAGUCCUUCAAUUGUUGAUCAAACUAUGUUUAAUAUUCCAAUCAUAACUGAUUAUACUGCCAAGAGAUCAUUCUUCGAAGGUAUGUACCAUUAUAUGGAAUCUGGGUUGGUAGUAUUUGAUAGAACCAGACAUUUUAAUUCCAUGCUUUUAAUGAUUCAAUUGAAUUUCAUGGAACCAGUUACAUCUCGUGUUUAUGGUGACAAAGAAAUCUUUUGGUUAGCAUUUGCUCUUAAUGGUGAUGAAGAAUUCACCUUUAACAAGUAUCAUGCUGCUGCCAUUGGUGAUGAAUCUCCUGAAAAUGAAUUUUUAACCAAAGAUGGUAAUCCAAGAAAGGGUCAUGAAGUUUGUGCUGCUCAUCCAGGUCAUAUUAGUGGUGAAGAUGGUCAAAGUUUAUUAUGGUUUAACUCUGGUUUCAAAUUUUGUGGUCAAAAUCAUAAAGUUGAUUUCAGUAAAGAAUUCGAAAAUAAAUCUCAUUUCAAAUUCCUUAAAUCUAUCCAAGAUAUGAAAUUUUUCUACACCCAGCCAAUACCUAUAAAACAUGCAGUUAUUCCUCCUUUCAAAUCUAAGAACGAAUUGACUUGUGAGAAUAUAGAAGAUCAACCAUCUUUAGGAUGGAUAGAAAAUAAAGAUUAUUGUCAUUCAUAUCUUUGGUGUGCUUACUCUCAAAUUGGAGGUACCACCGAAUCUGGAGUUGAUAAUACUCAGCAUGGUAGAUUUAUCGAAUUUGAUAAACUUACCCAAUCUUUGUUUCAAUAUUAUGGUGAUAUUUGGGUUGGUAAUGAAUGA